UGAAAAGUUAGAAUGUCAAGUGGAAACACGAUAGCAAUGGCGACGGAAAGCAUGAAAUUGAAUAUGAAUACGACAUUGACAGGUGGUUUUUAGAGGAGAAAAAUAAAAUGACAACGAAUUACGCUCGAAAGAUGGCCGUGCUAAGAGCACGAAUAUUUGGGGAACUUGCUCGUCCGACCACCCUAAGAGGACAAAAAGUGGUCGAAUACUUCCGAAGCUGUCCGCGUGCAGACCAAGUAACCAAUUACUAUCCUCCUAUGAAACAAUUUCAGUCACUAUUGUUUAAACUGAGACACCUUGGGUUAUAUCAUGAUGAGCAUUUAGACUUCAAAGAGGAAAUGCAGUUCAAAAGAAGAGAAAGGGGUAAAGGUGCCCCAACCAAAGGACAAGGAAAACGUUCGAAGAAAAAGAAGUAACAAGUGAUCCUUUAUAUCCCAGAAGACAAGAAUGAAAAUACUUUAGUAUUUAGCUGUGUAAACUACACAUGUAGAGUUGAGAUGAGAAACACUUCAUAUUAAUAUGAAGUAAACAAAUAUUUUAUUUUAAAGCAGUAUAAGUUAAUACAGUUGACAGGUAAUGUUGAUGAUUACAUGAAGCUUCUACAGCCAAAUGCCAGUUUAUUUACAUCUAUCAUGUAUAAAAUAAGAGAGAGGCAUAAAAUGUUUAAAAAAUGCAUUAUAACCGGAGAACAAGUCAUGCAAUCGGCCUUAAAAUGAAUAUUUCAAUAAAAUGAUGACCAAUA
Molecule: messenger RNA, 742 nt
Organism: Xenia sp. Carnegie-2017
Lineage: Eukaryota; Metazoa; Cnidaria; Anthozoa; Malacalcyonacea; Xeniidae
Product: 28S ribosomal protein S33, mitochondrial-like
Exons: 4
Coding region: 108-416 (102 amino acids)
Cellular component (GO): mitochondrion
Source: RefSeq, a predicted model, not a curated record